AUGGCUUUCUACAAAGUGAUCUGUGUGGCGACUCUGCUGACUCUCCUGACACAAGAGUCUCAGUCACAGCUAGAUGUUUGUGGCACUGCGCCGCUCAACACCAGGAUCGUAGGAGGGACGAAUGCUCCUGCAGGGUCGUGGCCCUGGAUGGUCAGUCUGCACAGGAGCGGAGGUCCUUUCUGUGGAGGCUCCCUGAUCACCAACCAGUGGGUCCUGACUGCUGCUCACUGUUUCAACAGGCCCACACCCAGUCUCGUCGUUUACCUCGGCCGUGACUCCCAAGACUUACCAAAUUUAAACCAGGUGUCCCGGACUGUGUCCCAGAUCAUUGUAAAUCCGAACUAUAAUAACAAAACAUUAAAUAACGACAUAGCCUUGCUGCAGCUGUCCUCACCUGUUACCUUCACCGACUACAUCAGACCCGUGUGUCUGGCGGCGGACGGCAGUGUCUUUAACAACGGGACGACCUGCUGGGUCACCGGAUGGGGGAACACCCAAAGUGACGUUUCACUUCCUUACCCACGGCAUCUGCAGCAGGUGAGCGUUCCCGUUGUGUCCAACCGUGAUUGUAACGCGGCCUACGGUUUAAUCACAAGCAACAUGAUGUGUGCCGGUUUCAAACAAGGAGGAAAGGACUCCUGCUACGGGGAUUCAGGCGGCCCGUUGGUGAGUAAAACCGGCUCUAUCUGGGUCCAGGGUGGAGUGGUGAAUUUUGGAGAACCCUGUGCUCUGGCCAACUUCCCAACAGUCUACGCCCGAGUGUCCCAGUUUCAGUCCUGGAUCAACAGCCAGAUUACCACCAACCAGCCGGGCUUCGUCGUCUUCACGGGCAACGGUUCAACCUCUGAAACAACUUCAUCCGCUCACCUGGUUUCCUUCUCGUCUCCUCUGCUGCUGUCCAUCUUACCUGUUCCCUUCUCCCUCUUUGUCCUUUCAUAGGACGUCUAGUUGAUGUCACUUAAAGGCUCAGUGUCUGGCCACCGCAGCUUCUCCUGCUCGCUUGAAAAGGGAGCGGGGUGUGGUGACUGAUUCAUGUGGUGUUGGAAAAAUCUGAUUUUUUAUUCAGUUUAAAUCUUUAUUGCAAAAAGGAGGAAUAAAGAGUACAUUGGACAUAAAGAAGUAUCCAGAACAGUUAACAAAUAUUUAAGAAAAAUAAUAAAAACUUUGCAAGUGGUAGUCUACAUUGUAUAAAGAUUUUAAAGGAUAUGUUGACAGUUUUCUGUUUUUUUGUUGUUGGAUUUAGAAAUUAAAUUGAAAUGAUGUUCAACCUCAGGGAGGAAAAGUACAGAGUUUGUUUUUUACUGCUAAAUUUACAAUUGCCAUUAGAAUUAAUACAUUUAUUUAUUAUUAAGUACUUAUUUUGUCUGAGGAGCAAGUGAAUGCACAUUGAGCCAUUGGUUACAAUUUGGAGCCCUCACCACUAGGUGCCACUAAAACGUACACAUUGAACCUUAAUAAGAUGCCUAGUUAUACUUUUGAUUGGACUAUUUUUAUUAUUAAUUGAUAAACAGAAAUAUCUGUAAGCAUGUUAAAAUUAAUGUUAUUUAACAAAUUAAU
This is a messenger RNA of Micropterus dolomieu (smallmouth bass), 1557 nucleotides long. Its product is annotated as serine protease 27-like. Bases 1 to 939 code for a protein of 312 amino acids. The record is from RefSeq and is a predicted model, not a curated record. Gene Ontology annotation, biological process: proteolysis. Lineage: Eukaryota; Metazoa; Chordata; Actinopteri; Centrarchiformes; Centrarchidae. Gene Ontology annotation, molecular function: serine-type endopeptidase activity. The transcript has 6 exons.